AUGGAAAAAAUUCAAAGAAAAAAGUCAGCUAGUAUUUCUACUAAUAUCAGCCAAGGAAUGAUUAAUCUAUAGAUACAAAGUGUUCGCAAAAACAUCAAUCCUAACUUUUUCAAAGUAAACGAUGAAAGAUAAUAGAAUGGAUUGCUUGUAUUUGAUAAGAAACGAGAUUUCGAAGCCUAAUAAGAAGAGAAGCUAGUUGAAUAUAGUGGAAUUAGGACUGUUACCUCAGAAAAACCUUUGAAAUUAGCUUGGAUUUUUGAUACUACUGAUAUAGAGAACCUCAAAUUUAAAUCUAUGAUAUUAGAUUAGGGAAUGACUGAAGAAAAUAAGAGUCAUAGUUUAAACUUUAACUUGGGUAAGUUGGCUUUAUCCCAAUGUCCUGGUAAGAAAAUAGAAAAGGGCAGAGAUGGAAAGAGACAUGAUAGAGAUAUAUUUAAGGAUAUUGAGGCUUACGCAAAUUAGGGCAUUAACUUAAUAAUCUGUCUUCUUAGUGAUAGUGAACUGAGAAGUCUUGGCCUUAAGGUGCCAGACUACGAAUUGGCUUGUGAUAGAUCAAAUGUCAUAUUGUUUAAAUACCCAAUAAUUGAAAUGGCUCCGCCUGAAAAUUUGGAAUAAUUUCACAAGGAAGUAGUGGAAGUGAUAGUUAAACAUCUACUUCAGAAUAAAGGUAAUGUGCUUAUACAUUGCCGAGGAGGGGUUGGAAGAGCUGGUCUGCUAGCAUGCUGUGUGCUUUCGUACUUUUGCGAAUUCGGCAACUUCAAAAAGAUUAUAGAAUUCAUGAGAAAAAGAAGAGAUAAACGCUGCGUAGAGAGCAGAAAACAAGAAGAUUUUGUCAAAGCUUACUUUAACUUUAUCAAUAGCUAAUGA
Stylonychia lemnae is the source of this 867-nucleotide messenger RNA. Lineage: Eukaryota; Ciliophora; Spirotrichea; Sporadotrichida; Oxytrichidae. The record is from the annotation of a GenBank genome assembly.